AUGAUAGAUCUCGUGGUAUUCUUGAUUUAUCACAAACCACUUAUAUUGAGCAGUUUCAAUAUCUUUCAAGUGACUGGUCAUUGCCUUAUCGGCCAUCAAGAAUCUGCCUUGCUUCAUUUGAAGAAUAGUCUCACUUUCAACCCUGCCAACUCCCAAAAAUUGGUUCAUUGGAACCAAAGUGACGAUUGUUGUCGAUGGAAUGGAGUAACAUGCAACAAGAAGGGAUUUGUUAUAGUUUUGGACCUGAGUGAAGAAUCUAUCUCUGGGGGAGUUGAUAAUGCUAGCGGUCUCUUCAACUUACAGCAUCUACAAGACUUGAACUUGGCCUACAAUGACUUCCAUUCAUCGAUUCCUUUGGAGUUUCACAAAUUGAAGAACUUGAGGCAUCUAAAUUUAUCAAAUGCUGGCUUUGAGGGUCAGAUUCCAAUUGCAGUCUCUCAAUUAACAAAUCUAGUUUCUCUGGAUCUGUCAUCCAACAACUUCACAGGCCGUCUUCCAUAUUUCAACAUGUCCAAGAACCUCAAGUAUCUAUCUGUUUCUCUUAAUCACUUGACAGGUGAAAUUUUAUCAUCUCAUUUUGAAAGUCUUGACAAUCUCACCACCAUUGAUUUAGUAGGAAAUUCCUUUUACAGAAGAGUUCCUUCAUGUCUCUUUGCACUUCCAUCUCUGAGAGAACUUAUGCUUUCUCAUAAUAGAUUUGAGGGUGUAUUGGAUGAAUUCCCAAAUGCAUCAUUCUCCUCAUUAGAGAUCCUUGAUCUUAGUGGGAAUAAUCUAGAAGGGCCUAUUCCCUUGUCCAUCUUUCAAUUUAGAAGGCUUAGUUUUCUCCAACUUUCCUCAAAUAAGUUCAAUGGCACUAUGCAUUUGGAUGCUGUGAGAAAGAUGGAAAAUUUGGUCACACUAGGCGUUAAUCACAACAACCUGUCAGUUGAUACAACUUUGAGGGAUAACUCUGAUGACUUGUUAACAUUUCCCAGAUUGAGUCAGCUCAUGUUAGCUUCUUGCAAGUUGAAAGAAUUCCCAAUCUUUAUGAGGAAUCAAUCCAAUUUAAUCUACCUUGACCUAUCUAGCAACCAGAUUCAUGGUAGUAUACCCAAUUGGAUUUGGAGGUUUGAUUUUAUGGUAUUCCUAAAUCUUUCAAACAAUUUUUUGACUGAUUUGGAAGGACCUUUUCAAAAUAUUAGCACCAAUCUGUUUGUAAUUGACCUUCAUUCCAACCAACUUCAAGGCUCCACUCCCAUUUUUUCAAAAUACUUGUUGUAUUUGGAUUUCUCAAGUAAUAGAUUUAGCUAUAUAGCCCCAUCUGACAUUGAUAACAAACUUCAUUUUGCAUUUUUCCUCUCUCUUUCAAACAAUAGUUUUCAUGGCAAAAUUCCAGAAUCUUUUUGUACAAUUUCAAAUCUCCGGGUUCUUGAUCUUUCUGACAAUGGCUUCAAUGAUACCAUUCCUGAGUGUUUGACAGGAACAAUCAGUAGCACUCUCAGAGUACUAAAUCUUGCAAGGAACAAACUCAAAGGCCACAUUUUGGAUACAUUUUCAACUUCCUGUGCUUUAAGGUUCCUUGAUCUGAAUGAAAACUUCUUACGAGGUGUUAUCCCAAAAUCUUUGGCCAACUGUCAAAAAUUACAAGUGUUGAAUCUUGGAAUCAAUCAAUUAAUUGAUAGAUUUCCUUGCUUCUUAAAGAACAUAUCCACCUUAAAAGUCAUGAUUUUAAGAUCAAACAAUUUCCAUGGCCCACUUGCAUGCUCACAUAGCACUGGAAAUUGGGACACUCUUCAAAUUGUUGAUCUUGCCUCCAAUAAGUUCACUGGUACCCUACCAAGAUCACUCUUGCAAAGUUGGAAAGCUCUCAUGCUUGAUGGUGAAACUGGUUCACAAUCCGGUCAUUUGUUUUUUGACAUCAAUGAAUACAUUAAUCCCAUGGGUUUUUGGAGUGCAUUGUACUCCCUUUUGACCAAAAAUCUUGCACUAAAAUUAGCCAAAAUUAUGGAAGCGAUGCCACCUUUUCUUAUUGAUCACUUUUUCUAUGAUGUCUAUUUUCUUGAUUUUGGAGGUAGGAGUUACGAAGAUUCUGUAACAAUUGUCAACAAAGGGAGACAAAUGAAGUUGGUAAAGAUUCAUAUUGCCUUCACUUCUUUAGAUUUCUCAUCCAACCAUUUUGAAGGGCCAAUACCAGAAGAGCUUAUGAGUUUCAAAGCACUUCAUGCUCUUAAUUUGUCACUCAAUGCCUUUUCGAGCCAUAUCCCUUCAUCCAUAGGGAAUCUGAAGUAUCUUGAGUCUUUGGAUUUGUCAGCAAACUCUUUCAGUGGGAAUAUUCCAACAGAACUAGCAAGCUUAUCUUUCCUUGAAGUUCUAAACCUUUCCGUCAAUCACUUGAUAGGACCAAUCCCAACUGGCACUCAAAUCCAGUCAUUUGAUGCAGAUUCAUUUGAAGGCAAUGAAGGACUAUGUGGACCUCCAUUGACACAUAAUUGCAAUUUUGGUGUAGUACCAACAUUGUCACCGCCAUCAUCUGAAACAUCUAUGUUGAAUUCUAAAAGUUCCAUUGAUUGGAAUUUCUUAAGUGCAGAAUUGGGAUUUAUUUUUGGUCUUGGAAUUGUGAUCUUGCCCCUUAUUUUUUGGAAGCAGUGGAGGCUAAAAUACUUCAAACAUGUGGACUCAAUCCUUUGGAAGAUCAUACCUCAGCUUGAUUUUGCAUAUGAAAACCAUGGGGGGAGAAUUUACAAAAGUUUAAGGUGGAAACCUUUCUAA
Messenger RNA from Prosopis cineraria, 2748 nucleotides. RefSeq names its product receptor like protein 22-like. The transcript is spliced from 2 exons. Gene Ontology annotation, molecular function: protein binding. The record is from RefSeq and is a predicted model, not a curated record. Bases 1 to 2748 code for a protein of 915 amino acids. NCBI's taxonomy places the organism in Eukaryota, Viridiplantae, Streptophyta, Magnoliopsida, Fabales, Fabaceae.